Colletotrichum fioriniae is the source of this 1386-nucleotide messenger RNA. RefSeq lists its product as uncharacterized. Gene Ontology annotation, biological process: protein monoubiquitination; protein autoubiquitination; proteasome-mediated ubiquitin-dependent protein catabolic process. The record is from RefSeq and is a predicted model, not a curated record. Gene Ontology annotation, cellular component: ubiquitin ligase complex; cytosol; nucleus. Gene Ontology annotation, molecular function: cyclin binding; ubiquitin conjugating enzyme binding; ubiquitin protein ligase activity. Lineage: Eukaryota; Fungi; Ascomycota; Sordariomycetes; Glomerellales; Glomerellaceae.
AUGUCGUCUCACGACACACCAAACAUCUACGCAGAACUCCUCACAAAUAUCCGCCAGCUCUCCGUCGCAGUGACCCUCCCCUCACCAGCAGGAGGCCAAACAAAAGCCCUCAUCGCCCCAGACGGCGCAACGCUGCACAUCCACCACGCAGGCACAGAAACCUCAUUCCCGCUGCCCGGAAGAGUCCUCGCCCAGGCAGGAGCUCCCACAGCCUUACCCACACCACCACCGUCAGCAUCAUCAGCCCCGCACACGCUAUCAUGGCGUCUCCCGCUAGCAGACUCCUCAGCGGCACUGCGCAGCAGCAGCGCAGACGACCCUGUCCCCUGGACGGCGCGGGACCUCCUCCCCGGCUCGGCCAUCGCGUGCAGACGCUGCGCCGCGGCCAUCGUGCCCGGCGGGAAAGCGGGGGAGUGGAAGGACCUGCCGAGCGAGAACUGGGCUGAGAUGAUGGACUUUUGGCACUGUCAUAAGCCUAGCACGGAUCACGAGGAUGAGCAUGAGCACGGCGUGAACGGGGAGGGCAAGGAGGACCACGAGCAUCUGACCAGGCGCGGGUACGGAGCCAACUCGUCCAUUGCUGCGCAACCUGGCGUCGGCAUGGUGGAUUUGACGUCAUUUCUGUUUUGCGAGGCCGAUUGUGUUGGUCUUAAGUUCUCUCUCCCAUCAUCAUCAUCAUCAGAUGCCGCACCCCCAGCAUCCUCCAGCUCAGAAGUCCUAGCUGGAGGAGGAGUAGGAAACUCUGACUCUGCUCCUGAUGCCACACAACCACCACCCCCGCGGAUGCUCAACAUCGCCUGCUCCGCCUGCGCCUCCCACAUAGGCUUCUUCAACGUGGCCAUCUCCUCCGUCGUCCUGCUGAAAUGGCAAGUGUCAUGCCAGACAAGCACAUCACGCCCUACGGCCGCGGCGGCAGCACUGCCCACCAGCACAGACUGCCUAGCCGCGACCCUCAUCGCGACCCUCUCCCGCUCAGGCUCCUCCAAAUCAGUCGUCGUCCCCGCCUUCCAAUCCACCCAAAACCUAGCAGCUUCUUCCUCCAGCGGUGGCAAGGUUGUACCGCCUGCCCUGCACCUCUGGAUCCUCAACAGCAACAUUACCUACGCCUCCUCUUCCUUCUCCCUCUCCUCCUCUUCUUCUUCUUCUUCUCCUCAACGCACAAAACGCGCAGCCAUAAAACUGCUCUACAAAGAAAUCCCCCAAGAUGAGGCGGAUGACAUGCUCGAAUCCAUGACGUCCGACGUGCAAGAGGUUAACCUCCCACUACCGGCAAUCGUCGCCGCGGCAGAGGGGUUGAAGCGGAGCAGUGGGCUUUUACCGCCUGGUGAGCGGGUGUUUAAAGGGUGGAAUAUCGGGUUGUUGGAUAAGUGGGAGCCAGCCAGCUAG